Messenger RNA from Malania oleifera, 1833 nucleotides. RefSeq lists its product as uncharacterized. Gene Ontology annotation, cellular component: mitochondrial outer membrane. Gene Ontology annotation, molecular function: ATP binding; ATP hydrolysis activity. The record is from RefSeq and is a predicted model, not a curated record. Lineage: Eukaryota; Viridiplantae; Streptophyta; Magnoliopsida; Santalales; Ximeniaceae.
AUGAGGAAGAUUAAAAAUGAGUUCAUGACUCAAUGGGAUGGGCUUCUGACUGGACCUGGUAAGCGUAUCCUUGUUCUCCCCGCAACCAAUAGAAGACAUGCCCUGAUGAAUAAUGAAAUUAUUUUGGAUGAUAUUUGUGGCAAUAUUGAUGGAUGGAAAUCAAUAUUUGACUUACAAGUUCUUGUUUCAGUGUCAAAAACUAGCCCCGUUGUUCUAUAUCUUAGGGAUGUCGAAAUGCUCCUAUUUAAAUCACAGAGGAUAUAUAACUUGUUUCAAAAAAUGUUGAAGAAAUUAUCUGGUUCACGAAUUAUAGAUUCAAAUAAUGACUACAGAGAAGUGGAUGAGAGGCUUACUACUCUAUUCCCUUACAACAUUGAAAUUAGGCCACCUGAUGAUGAAACUCACCUAGUCAGCUGGAAAACUCAGCUGGAGGAGGAUAUGAAAAGAAUUAAAUUUCAAGAUAACAAAAACCAUAUCAUGGAAGUACUUGCAGCAAAUGAUCUUGACUGUGAUGAUUUGGAUUCGAUCUGCUUGGCAGACACUAAGGUUCUACAGGAGAUUGUAGUAUCUGCAAUUUCAUAUCAUUUGAUGAACAACAAGAAUACUGAGUACAGAAAUGGAAAGCUCAUUAUUUCAUCCAAGAGUUUGUCCCAUGGAUUAAGUCUAUUCCAGCAAGGUAAGUUUGCAGACAAAGAUAAUUUAAAGCUGGAGGUGCAGCUGGAGACACAAGUUGAACAUUCUAAGGUUUAUCGUAGUGAGUUGAGAUCCCAAGGCGUCCUGCAAACUCUUCCAGAAUCGAGAGGUGAAUCCGACACUUCUCUUCCAGCAGCCGAGCACCCAAGUCCCUGUUCCACUCCAGCGGCAGCAACAGUGCAUGAUGUUCCUCCUGACAAUGAAUUUAAGAAGCGCAUAAGGCUAAAGGUCAUAAAGGCAAAUGAGAUUUUCACGACAUUUACCGAUAUUGGUGCCAUGGAAGACAUUAAAGAAUCCCUUCGGGAACUGGUAAUGCUCCCUCUUCGAAGACCAGAUCUCUUUGAGGGAGGCCUCUUAAAGCCUUGUAGAGGAGUAUUAUUAUUUGGGCCUCCUAGGAUUGGGAAGACGAUGCUAGCCAAGGCCAUAGCCAAGGAGGUUGGAGCAAGCUUCAUCAAUGUGUCCAUGUCUACCAUCACUUCUAAAUGGUUUGGAGAGGAUGAAAAGAAAGUACGAGCUUUAUUCACUCUUGCAGCAAAGGUCUCCCCAACUAUUAUUUUUGUAGAUGAAGUUGAUAGCAUGCUUGGGCAGUGGAGUAGAGCAGGGGAGUAUGAAGCCACAAGGAAGAUUAAAAAUGAGUUCAUGACUCAUUGGGAUGGGCUCCUGACUGGACCUGGUGAGCAUAUCCUUGUUCUCGCCACAACCAACAGGCCAUUUGACCUUGAUGAAGCCAUUAUCCGGCGUUUUGAGUGCAAGAUCAUGGUUGGCCUCCCAUCUGCAAAGAACAGAGAAAUGAUCAUGGGAACUCUUUUAUCUAAAGAAAAAGUAUCAGAAGGACUAGACUUCAAGGAGCUUGCAACUAUGACAGAAGGAUUUAGUGGAAGUGAUCUAAAGAACCCGUGCACAACAGCAGCUUAUCGGCCCGUUAGAGAGUUAAUACAGAAAGAGAGACUAAAGGAUCACGAAAGAAAACAGAAAGCUGAGGAAGGGCAGAAUUCAGAGGACGGUUUAGGCACAGUGGAAGGCGGUCAAGAAAAAAGAGUAAUUACCCUAAGGCCUUUAAAUAUGGAAGGCUUCAAGCAAGCAAAGAGUCAGAAUUACUUGGGCAUGUCAGCAUUUGUGCAUAGGAGUGGAGAAGGCUGA